Xenopus laevis (African clawed frog) is the source of this 942-nucleotide messenger RNA. Its product is annotated as olfactory receptor 51G2-like. The coding region runs from base 1 to 942 and encodes 313 amino acids. NCBI's taxonomy places the organism in Eukaryota, Metazoa, Chordata, Amphibia, Anura, Pipidae. The transcript has 2 exons. The record is from RefSeq and is a predicted model, not a curated record.
AUGGAAACUGAGUUCAAUAUUAGCAAGAACUUUGUGCUCCUUGGCAUUGAGGAGAUGGAAAGGUUUAAAUAUCUUUACUGCUCAAUUUUACUCAUAACUUACUUCUACAUUUUGCUGUUUAGCUGCACAAUCAUCUUUGUGGUGGUGUUUGAUGAAAGCCUUCAUGAGCCUAUGUACACUCUCAUCGCCAUCCUUCUGCUCAACGGGAUAUUGUGGAGCUCCUGUGUCUUCCCAAAACUGAUCAUUGACUUGUUAUUUUCAUCCAAAGAAAUUUCACGUGUCAGCUGUGUGGUCCAGGCAUCCACAGUUAUACUUUUCGGCCACACUGAAAUCUCCACAUUCACCAUCAUGGCGUAUGACACCUACUUAGCAGUUGGCCACCCAUUGAGAUACCCAACUCUAAUGACAAAUUCAUUGGCUUUGAAAUUAAUCAUGGGAUCUAUGAUCUUCAAUAUUGUCUUAAUUUUGCCUAUUCCAAUACUUGCUGCCAAACUCCCAAUUUGCGGGUCUCAUAUAAGCAAUGUAUAUUGUGAUAACCCAUCCAUCCUUGUUCUUGCCUGUGUAGAUACUUCUCUCAACAAGUUGUAUGGAAAUGUUAGUUUUGUUAGUUAUAUAAUGGCUAUCUCUCUUAUACUUAUAUUCCAUUCCUACCUCCGGAUAUACCUGAUCUGCCUCAAGAUUUCAAAAGACGCCUGUAAGAAAGCCAUUCACACCCUGGUGACCCACCUACUCAAUUUCUCCAUUUUCAUGAUAGGAAUUUUAUUUAUAUUCGCUCGCUACAGACUGGGGAACACUUACCUCCCUCUUAUCUACCAAAUACUUCUAUCUGUAAUUAGCUUUAUAUUUACCCCUCUCCUCACCCCAAUAAUAUAUGGAAUAAGGAUGCAAACACUAAAAAUGAAAAUCAUUUAUCACCUCCAGCACACCAUAUUUGCAAGAUAA